AUGAAGACAUUUAAUUUCUGUGCCUUGUUACUUUGUUGGAAAACUGUUUGUUGUAAUCUCUGUGAGCUGUCCAACGUCACAAUAGUGCUGGAAAAUGAAGAGUGUGGCUUCUGCAUCAGUGUGAAUGCAACUUGGUGUUCUGGUUACUGUUUCACAAAGGAUCCAGUCGAUAAGGAGCUUCUGAAGAAAAACAUCCAGAGAGUCUGCACCUUCAGGGCUGUUGUGUAUGAGACUGUAAAGAUCCCUGGCUGUGCUGGCCAUGCAGAAUCCUUUUAUUCCUAUCCAGUGGCAACAGGGUGUCACUGCGAGACUUGUGACACGGAUGUCACUGACUGCACUCGGAGAGGCUUGGAGCCAAAUUAUUGUUCUUUUGGUCAAGAUCAGAUCAGGGAGUGA
Molecule: messenger RNA, 396 nt
Organism: Pogona vitticeps (central bearded dragon)
Lineage: Eukaryota; Metazoa; Chordata; Lepidosauria; Squamata; Agamidae
Gene: FSHB
Product: follicle stimulating hormone subunit beta
Biological process (GO): follicle-stimulating hormone signaling pathway
Cellular component (GO): extracellular region; cytoplasm
Molecular function (GO): follicle-stimulating hormone activity
Source: RefSeq, a predicted model, not a curated record